UUUCGUUUUUUUUUUCCCCCUGCCUGAAACGAAAUUUUUUUUAUAAAUUAGAGACGUCAAAAAAAAAAAAAGAAAAAAAAAAGGAGGAUGCGGAAAUUUAUUUUCUCGGACUGUUUCGUUCCUCAGCGCUGAGCUUUGUCUGACUGGGAACCCAUUAGCCUGCUUUUGAAUCAACUCACUCCUGUUUUCUAACCGAGGAGAAGAAAACAAAGAAACAACUGGAAAAAAGCAGCAGCAGCAUUGCCGUGUUUGUGAAUUUAGACCAACGGUCGGUUUAUUCGCGGGGAAUGCUGCUGUGAGGAUUAAACCAGGACAAUGAGACAAACAGCAGGGAAAGGUGCUGUGUUGUGAGACCGGUGGCGGUGGACGUGCGGCAUGCUGAGGCCACUCCCCCUGGUUCAGGAUGAGUGUCAGAGAUGGCGCUGCCACCAUGGCAACAAACGCAGGUGGAGGAGGAGGGGGAGGGGGGUGUAACGACCCAGAUGACCGUAUGUACCUGCUUCAGAUCUACCCGCGGCUCUCUGCUCAACCCUCCACCUGCUGCCACCUUCGAGUGCAGAAGAAUGCAACAACAGCCUCUGUAAUCUCAGAUGCUGCUGCAACGCUGGGGCUGGACCCCAGCCGCCUGUAUGUUUUGGCAGAGGUGAAGGAAAGCGGCGGUGAGGAGUGGAUACUGGAGGCCGGAGACCUGCCUGUGCAGAGGGUUCUGCUCUGGCCCAGGAAGGCUCAGGAGGAACACCCUCAGAGCUUUGGCUUUUACUUCUUGCUACAGGAGAGGAACCAUGAUGGCUCCAUCCGUUAUGUUCACCUUCCACCUUUGUCCAAGGAGCAAGAGGUACAGCGGCUUGCUGCCAGAGGCUUCCUUCCCCCUCCCCAGGAUGACUUUGCAGACCUUUGCAACCUCCCCGUCCUCAGUGAGGACAGCAUAUUGAACAAUCUCCGCACGCGCUUCUACAAGAAAAAAAUCUACACCUAUGCAGGCAGCAUCCUCAUCGCCAUCAACCCAUUCAGGUUCCUGCCAAUCUACAACCCUAAAUACGUCAAGAUGUACGAGAACCACCAGCUGGGAAAACUGGAGCCUCACAUUUUCGCCAUUGCCGACGUGGCCUACUAUGCUAUGCUCAGGAAGAGGGUGAACCAGUGCAUUGUCAUCUCUGGAGAGAGUGGCUCAGGGAAGACCCAAAGCACUAACUUCCUGAUCCACUGUCUGACGGCGCUCAGCCAGAAAGGCUAUGCCAGCGGGGUGGAGAGGACCAUUCUGGGUGCUGGACCUGUCCUGGAGGCCUUUGGUAACGCUAAGACGGCCCACAACAACAACUCCAGUCGGUUUGGUAAAUUCAUCCAGGUUAAUUAUCUGGAGAGCGGAGUAGUGCGAGGGGCCGUGGUGGAGAAGUACCUCCUGGAAAAGUCUCGUCUGGUCUCAAGAGAAAAGAACGAGAGGAACUACCAUGUGUUUUACUACCUGCUACUAGGUGCUUCAGAGGAGGAGAGACGGGAGUUUAAAUUACUGCCCCCUGAAGAGUACUUCUACCUCAAGCAGGAAAAUUUUAAGAUAGAAGAUGAGGAAGAUCUGCGUCAUGAUUUUGAGAGGCUGCAGCAGGCGAUGCAGAUGGUUGGCUUCCUUCCGGCCACAAAGAAACAGAUCUUUUCCGUGCUUUCGGCCAUCCUGUAUCUUGGCAAUGUCACGUACAGAAGGAAGUCAUCGGGUCGGGAUGAAGGGUUGGAUGUCGGCCCACCUGAAGUCCUGGCUACCCUCUCUGACUUGCUGAAGGUCAAAGAGGAACUGCUGGUCGAGGCGCUGACAAAGAGGAAAACGGUGACCGUCAACGACAAGUUGAUCCUCCCCUACAGCCACUCCGAGGCAAUCACAGCUAGGGACUCCAUGGCCAAGUCUCUGUACGGUGCAUUGUUCGACUGGAUCGUGCUGCGCAUCAACCACGCUCUGCUCAACAAGAAGGACAUGGAGGAAUCUGUCCCCAUCUUGUCCAUUGGUGUCCUGGACAUUUUUGGCUUUGAGGACUUUGAAACCAACAGCUUUGAACAGUUCUGCAUCAACUAUGCAAACGAGCAGCUGCAGUAUUACUUUAACAAUCACAUUUUUAAUCUGGAGCAGGAGGAGUACCAGUCAGAGGGAAUCACCUGGCACAACAUUGACUACACAGACAAUGUAGGCUGCAUCCAUCUCAUCAGCAAGAAACCCACCGGCCUGCUGUACCUGCUAGAUGAGGAGAGCAACUUUCCACAUGCAACAGAUAAGACCCUGUUGGCCAAAUUCAAGCAGCAGCACCAUGGAAACAAGUACUUCAUACCCACGCCAGUCAUGGAGCCCGCAUUCGUCAUUCAGCACUUUGCAGGGAGAGUCAAAUAUCACAUCAAGGACUUCCGGGAGAAAAACACAGACCACAUGCGUCCAGACAUCGUGGCGUUGUUGCGAAGCAGCGACAGAGCUUUCGUGCGGCAGCUCAUUGGCAUGGACCCGGUGGCCAUGUUUCGGUGGGGCAUCCUGAGAGCCACCAUCAGAGGCCUCGCUGCUUUCAACGAGGCGGGAAGGUCAUGGGCUGCAAAGACAGCAGGUGUUAUCCGUCCAGCAUCCAGAACUCCUUUAGGAGAACUUCAGCGUUCAAAUACCUCCAUUGAAAGGAUGUACAAACGAGCUUCUAUGCUCGAUUUCUACUUUGAUCACUCAGAGGAGCGCCCUCUAGAGGCCUUUGAAGACAUCUUUGCUAGCUAUGAGAAUAAGAAAGAAAUGCAUUCAGAGAUCAUCAGCUCCAUAAAGAACUUGCAGCUGGACGGAGAGGACCCUCGCAAGCUGUUGCAAUCCUGGGGUCGCCUCCGCUUCCCACGUCACGUCCUUCAGAAAAACAAGAAUGUCAAGCAGAAGCAGGCCAUCCCCAAGAGUUUGUUGGAUUCGCGCUCUCUAAAGUUUAUUGUGAGUCUAACGCUGCAUGACCGAACCACAAAGUCCCUGCUCCACCUGCAUAAGAAGAAGAAGCCGCCCAGCAUCAGUGCCCAGUUCCAGAACUCCCUGAACAAACUCUUACAAACUCUGAACAAGGCCGAGCCUUUCUUCAUCCGCUGCAUCCGCUCCAAUGCAGAGAAGAAGGAGAUGCAUCUGGAUGAGGCGUUGGUGCUUCAGCAGCUGCAUUACACAGGAAUGCUGGAAACUGUUCGUAUUAGGAGGUCAGGGUACCCGGCCAAGUAUACCUUCCAGGAGUUCGUUGGACAGUAUAGGGUUCUGCUACCGAAGAACUCCUCUGCCUCCAAAGAAGACAUCACAGAGCUGCUGGGGAAGAAAAUGGGUCUCGACCCGACAACUUACCAGAUCGGCAAGACCAAGGUAUUCCUGAAGGAGCUGGAGCGACAGCAGCUCCAGGACACGCUGCACAAAGAAGUGAUGCAGAAGAUCAUCUUCCUUCAGCGCUGGUUCCGAGCUCGCCUGCAGAGGCAGGAGUUUAUAGAAAUGAAAAGAGCAGCCGUCGUGAUCCAGGUUUCAUGGCGUAGGUACUGCAGAGAGGAGCAACGGCGACGCGCAGCUACUGUGAUCCAAGCGGUGUGGAGAGGGCACCAACAAAGAUCCGAGUUCCACCGACAAAGGCAGGGAGCAACAAAAAUACAAGCUCUGGUCAGAGGACACUCGGCACGCAGGAGGUGUCAAUCCAUCCGUGAGGAGAAGAAAAAGAAAGAGCAGGAAGAGGAGGCUAGGAAAAGAGCAGAAGAAGAGAGGCAGAAGAGGGAAGAGGAGGAGGCUAUGAGAAAAGCAGAAGAAGACAGACUGAGGAUAGAAGAAGAGGUGCAGAGAAAGGCAGAGGAGGAGGCAGCAAGAAAAGCCCUGGAACAAAUGGAGGAAGAGGAGCAAAGACAGGCAGGAGAGCCUCAGACACGUGAGGACCCAGAUAUUGAGCUGGUCACUGAGGAGAUGCUGGAUGAAAGUGCCCCAGAGGAGGAGCAGGGGAAAGACGAAGAGGUGUAUGAUGAAGAAGAGGAUAUGAAGCCUAGUGGUACAGAGGCUGAGGCUGGACCCCAGCUAGAUAAGGAGGAGGAGGAACCUGGUCUGCCCUCAGAUGAGGUCACACCAAACACACUUACAGCCAUAUCUCCACCUCAGGAGGACGAAAAGUCCAAAAACACCUCUACGUCUCCACAUGCUGGACUGAAGAGGCGACAUGCUGGCCCCGUUACCAAGGUCCCUUCAUCCAGGAGCCUGGAGAAGAGAGAGCAGAGGAGACGAAGAGGCCUGGAGCACAGUCAGAGAGAAUCUCAACGCCUUGCCUCUUCUUUAUCAUCAGCCACCAACCAAGAUCAAACAUCCCCCCCAAAGAGCCAAAACCAGGAGACAUCCAAGCUAAAGGAGCGUUCGGACAGCAAGGAGCUGGACCAGUACACCUUUGUGGAGUGGAAGACGAGGGAGGAGAAAGGAGGAAAGAAGGAGGGAAAAUCCUCUCCUCCCUCUGCAGGUCCGGUUCGUCCAUCCAGCUUACCUCUGCAGCCCGUGGACUCUGCGCAGGAUAACGGCUCAGGGGAAGCCAUCGGGGCUGUGAAUCUGCAGCGCCGCUCUGGAGCAAUGAAGGAGAAGCCAGAGAAAUGGAAGGACUGGAGGAGCAAUGGGGAGAGCUCUGAGUGCACGAGGUCUCCACCUCACAGCCAAAAGGAGAAUGUAAAGAAACCCUCGCUGAGGGAAACGUCCCAAUCAUCCGUCGACAGUUUGUCUCCAAGUUCUGAAGGAGCCUGGGCGAUUUCUGUCAGAGACCCCUGGGCGCUCAGAGAGAUAACUCCGUCAGUUGAAGGUCAUGGUGACAGCUCAAGGUCAAGCUCAUUCAGAAAGAGACAGCAAGAGGGUGCUGGACAGCCAGACUCCAUGCAAACCAAUGCAACCACACCAGACAGGUCAGUUGGCUUUUUCAGCAAGAUUUUAAAGAAAAGGACCAAAGAGGCCCAGACUCCAGACAAUGGAGACCUGACGUUUGCUCAGAGUCUUAUCGACAAGUCUACAGCUGGUGAAGCGCCUCCUCCCGGCCUGUCAGUGCGCAGGAACCCUACGAUUAAGAUCAGCCGUGCUACCCGAGUGUCGGAGCAGUGGGACGCGUCUCUGGACAGAGUGAUAACAAAUGCCAAUGAGCUGCGGCACCUCGACGAGUUUCUGGGCAACCAGGUGAAUGAUUUCCGCUCCAGAGGCAAGUCUCUGUCACCUACAGAGUCUAUCUUUAUCACUGCCACCAUGCAGUUUAGAGAGCAUAUAAAAUCCAUGUAUUCUGUCCCGAACCCUACCAUCGGCUACAAAGCACUAAUGUCCGGCUUCAAGAACAAAGUGACUGUCCUGGCCACAGACAAACAGCAGGAGGACGUUCAGUUAGUGGUCAACCUGUUCCAGUCGGUGCUGGAUGGGUUUAUCAGAGGUGAGGUGAAGAAGGAGGAAGCCGAGCCCGUCAAGCCCACCAAAACCAGAAAGAAAAGGAGGAAGAAAGAUAAAAGCAUGGAGAUCCUGCUGGACCAUGGUUUCGUUAACUAUCAGGUCAGCAUCGUGCAGUCAUGCGACACGUGCAGCUCUUACAUCUGGGGCAUGGAGAAAGCCUACAUGUGCAGCAAUUGUAAAAUGAUAUGCCACAAGAAGUGCCUUGCUAAAAUAAACAUCAGCUGCUCCAGUUUCUGUGCCAGAAAGAACGAUGAGGAGGUCAGCGGGCGCCACUUCGGGGUGCGUGUUUGCCACCUGGUGAGCGAUAAGAACCCUGUGCCAAUGGUGCUGGAGAUGAUGCUGGAGCAUGUUGAGAUGCACGGCCUCUACACAGAGGGAAUCUACCGCAAAUCAGGCUCCGCCAACCGCAUGAAAGAGCUGCACCAGCGGCUAGACACAGAGCCUCACCUGGUAAACCUUGAGGAGCAUCCCAUCCAUACAGUGACAGGCCUGGUGAAGCAGUGGUUAAGGGAGCUGCCUGACCCACUCAUGACCUUCACUCAUUACAAUGACUUCCUGCAUGCAGUGGAACUGCCAGAGAAGCAGGAGCAGCUCCAAGCCAUUUACAAAGUUCUGGAGGAGCUCCCCACAGCAAACUUCAACACAUUAGAGCGGCUCAUUUUCCAUCUUGUCAGGGUCUCUAAGGAAGAGGCUCACAAUCGCAUGUCCCCCAACUCGUUAGCCAUUGUGUUUGCUCCGUGUAUCCUGCGGUGUCCCAACACAGCUGACCCGCUGCUCAGCAUGAAGGACGUUGCAAAGACCACGACGUGUGUGGAGAUGCUCAUCAUUGAGCAGAUCCGGCGCUACAAUGAGAAGAUGGAGGAGAUAGAGCAGCUGGAGUACGCCGAGGCUCUGGCUGUUAAUCAACUUAAACUAAAGCGAAAGAACACACCCUGCCGGCAUUUACCUCUCAGGUUCCCAGCUCCUUACAAAGGAGUGGUGAUGCGAGAGAAGGCCAGUUCUGAUCUCAGCGCCGUCCCUGAGAACGAGCCGCUGGACUCGGAUACUGAGACAGAGAAUAAUCUUUUGGAUCGCAUCAAAUCCAUCAAACAAGAAAAAGACGAACUGGCUUGUCGGCUGCCAGAGAUGGAGCAGCCCGGUUCAGACCAGGAGAACCUGGACUCCGAAGCUUCCCUGAGCUCUGAGAGUCUUCUGGAUGAACAGCAGCAGCGCUUGUCUGCCCACGGCUCUGAGCCAGAAGGACAGUGUGGCGUCCAGCUGAGAAGACACAGGCCAGUUUUUCCUGCAAAACCUUCAGAUCUGGCCCAGCGACCUAGAAUCGCCAGUGGACGACCACCUCUGGCUAACCUCACCCCUGCCAGCUCCAGCUCCUCUCUGUCCAGCUGCGCCUCCACGGCGUCUCAAACCUCUAACUCCUCCUUCAGGCAUCCCCUGCAGCGCCGCAACCCUGUCAUCCCAGACACCGUGAAGCUGCCUCCAGGUGUCCUCCCCCAGCAACCAGCCACCGGUUCUUCACAGACCUUCCCCCUUCCUGGAAAUCGGGCGCUUACGCAUCUCAUCCAUAAACGGGAGCAGCCUGGCCGUCGUAAAGACAGCAUCCAGUCUUUGUACCUCGAUAACCCAGAGUGUGGCUUGUUGCUGCAUUUCUCCUCCUGUCCUCCCUCCGCUUCCUCCUCUUCAUCCUCCAUCGCCACGGCUACGCUCCAGCAAAAAAAUAUAGCAGCCCCCAAGGGUCACAGACGCUUUUCUGACCCUGACAUACCCUACAUUGACGACGACAUCUGAGCUGCCAAGAUCCCUCGGAUGGACACGGAGGAGAAGAACGGCUGCAGGAAUGACCUAUAUGUUUGAAUGGCUGAGAGAAUGUUACAACAGAAACUGAUUAAGGCGCCUGAAAUGUGUCAAAAGUUUUGUUUUGUCCUGUUUGUAGGGAGAAAUAACUGGACAAUUGGUUGCCAAGCACCUUUUCUAUCAUUUUUAAUAUACUGUGGUUACUGUUGUUGAGUACAGUUUGACUACAGGCUGCAUCUUCUGCUGCCUCAUGGUGUGGUUUUUAUCAUUUGGGCAAGUAAAAGUAAAACAUUGCAGUUCUA
This is a messenger RNA of Cyprinodon variegatus (sheepshead minnow), 7503 nucleotides long. It is a transcript of the gene myo9bl, whose product is annotated as myosin IXB. Lineage: Eukaryota; Metazoa; Chordata; Actinopteri; Cyprinodontiformes; Cyprinodontidae. Gene Ontology annotation, molecular function: microfilament motor activity; GTPase activator activity; protein binding. Gene Ontology annotation, cellular component: myosin complex. The transcript has 44 exons. The record is from RefSeq and is a predicted model, not a curated record. Gene Ontology annotation, biological process: intracellular signal transduction. Bases 404 to 7195 code for a protein of 2263 amino acids.